This is a messenger RNA of Sycon ciliatum, 2773 nucleotides long. Its product is annotated as CTP synthase 1-A-like. The transcript has 16 exons. NCBI's taxonomy places the organism in Eukaryota, Metazoa, Porifera, Calcarea, Leucosolenida, Sycettidae. The record is from RefSeq and is a predicted model, not a curated record. Gene Ontology annotation, cellular component: cytoophidium; cytoplasm. Gene Ontology annotation, biological process: pyrimidine nucleobase biosynthetic process; CTP biosynthetic process. Gene Ontology annotation, molecular function: CTP synthase activity; identical protein binding. Bases 199 to 1869 code for a protein of 556 amino acids.
CCACAUUUGCAGACUCCCUAGCUCGAUGUCGAAUGAAAGAGUUGAAACGAGGUUUGAAAAAUCAUUGUGUUCAAGGUGUUGGGCUCGUGGUGGAUAGGACACGAAGUUCGUCGUCGCAAAUUUCAGCCUCCACUGUUGACGAAGAAGUCCUUUCCUAUCUCCUCCUCAUUCUUAGUAACGAGGUGAAACUCAGCUGAAAUGAAGUACAUUCUUGUUACAGGCGGCGUCAUCAGUGGCGUUGGAAAGGGCAUCAUUGCCAGCAGUCUUGGAACCAUUUUGAAAUCAUGUGGCAUGCGAGUCACCUCGAUCAAGAUUGAUCCUUACCUGAACAUCGAUGCCGGAACAUUUUCUCCAUACGAGCAUGGUGAGGUUUUUGUUUUGGAUGAUGGCGGCGAAGUCGACUUGGAUUUGGGAAAUUAUGAGCGCUUCUUGGAUGUUACCCUGCAUCGUGAUAAUAACAUUACGACGGGAAAGAUCUACAGAGAUGUGAUUGAGAAAGAAAGAAAGGGUGACUACUUGGGGAAAACUGUCCAAGUUGUGCCCCACAUCACAGACGCUAUCCAAGAGUGGAUUAUCCGAGUGGCCAAAGUACCAGUCGAUGGAAAUGAGGAUGAGCCAGAAGUCUGCAUUAUCGAACUCGGAGGGACUAUUGGUGACAUCGAAGGAAUGCCCUUCGUUGAAGCGUUCCGUCAGUUCCAGUUUCGCGUUGGCCCAGAAAACUUCCUGGUGUGCCAUGUCAGCCUUGUACCACAGCCCGGUACAACUGGUGAGCAGAAAUCAAAACCAACCCAAAACAGUGUCCGCAGUCUCCGUGGUCUUGGUCUUUCUCCAGAUCUUAUCAUGUGCCGCAGUCAGAAUCCCCUGCAGCCGGGUUUGAGAGAGAAAAUUGCUAUGUUCUGCCACGUCCCACCCAACCAGGUAAUAUCAGUAUAUGACUGCACAUCAAUCUACCGCGUGCCUAUUCUUCUCGAGUCGCAACAAAUCAUUCCCUACUUCUCAAAACGUCUCGAUCUGGAGAUGAAGUCGCCCACGUCUCGCCGGCUCCUUUCCAAAUGGGAACAACUUGCGGAGAGACAUGAGAAUGUGAAGGACGUUGUUGCUAUUGCCUUGGUCGGAAAGUACACCAAGUUCGAGGAUUCGUACAUGUCCGUCAUCAAGGCGCUCAAACAUGCCGCACUCUCCGAGAGCAAGCUCCUCAAGAUUGUGUGGAUCGAGGCAGCGAACUUGGAGGAGGAGACAUUGGAAAGCGAUGCUCCGGCUUAUUACGAAGCAUGGAAGAAACUAAGCUCAUGCAACGGUGUGCUAGUGCCGGGUGGCUUUGGCCUGCGUGGUGUAGAGGGCAAGGUAUCUGCUGUGAAGUGGGCGCGCGAGCGCAAGGUACCCUUCCUUGGUGUCUGCUUGGGCUUGCAAGCUGGAGUCAUUGAGUUUUCAAGGAAUGUCCUUGGCUGGACUGAUGCCCACUCCAAGGAGUUUGCCCCAGACACAGAACACCCAGUGAUUAUCGAGAUGCCCGAGCAUAACAACGGUGAUCUAGGUGGUACAAUGAGGCUGGGAAAGCGACGCACCAUCUUCGUGCAAAAGGAAUCGUCUAUCAUGUACAAGUUAUAUGGUCGAUGUGAGUUUGUCGAAGAGAGACAUCGCCAUCGCUACGAGGUCAACCCUGACAUAGUCAGUCAGCUGGAGGAGCAUGGACUGAAGUUUGUUGGGCGUGACGAGGAAGGCAAGAGAAUGGAGAUCAUGGAGCUUGAAGGUCAUCCGUACUUCGUCGCCGUCCAGUAUCACCCGGAGUAUCUCACCAGGCCAGUGAAGCCAUCCCCACCGUACCUCGGUCUUAUCCUUGCUGCCAGUGGCCAGCUGCAGUCCACAUGAAUGAAACAUCUAGUGGCCAGCUGCAGUCCACGUGAAUGAAACAUCUAUCCUUGCUAUCACUGUACAAAAGAGAAAUAAAUUCUCAAUAUAAAUUCCCAUGUAAACUAGGCCUCCUGCAUGUAACACUCAUGAAACUCAACCUUGUACAAAACAUCUAUCCUCUCAGUAUCCCCCCCCCCCCCAUGUAAUAAAGCGCGCAUGUUCACAGAUCUGUUACCACUAGUCGUCCUCCGUUCUUCUCUGUGACUUCGCCUUGCGCACUUGGUCCGGUUCUUGUCAUUCUCCUCUCGUUCGUAUGUUUUGUCCUGUUGAUUAUCUGCUGUCCUCGUGAAUUCCGCGGCAGAAUAUUAGAAAUUCCGUGUAGAAUUCUGCAACAACAAAAAAACACAGAAUUUCCACAGCUGGUCGCACCGAAUUUUGUUCUCCUUCAAAUUUCUGGGUUUUGUGGACUGUGUUGAAUCGCGGAAAUCACGGAGCACAGCAUCUGUUUCCGCGUCCUGAUGUGGCUCUGUGCUCUCUCAUCUACGAUCUAUAUACACUGUACUGCUGAUGCCAUCAUAGGCUGCUUGCUGACGACUUGAUUUUUGAAGGCAGUGAUUUUACGAUACCUUGUUGGCGGUUUCUUUUGUGCCAGUCCUAGUUGUUUGAUGCUACCAGUAUUGAAUCUGUUCAGCUCAUGGAAUAGUUCCCUAUUCUCAAUUAUUGUGUACAACUUGAUUCAAUUAUGCCAGUAUGAGACUUGUUUAGAAGUCGCCGUUCAUCUGCAAUUUACUACAUGUACUUUAAUAAUAUGAUUGUGAUAUUGCGCUGUACGUUAUUGUGCUGUAUAAUCAUGGCCAAUGGCCAAUCUUGCUGCAAGUGACAUCUCGAUUGCACAUUUCUGCAAAGCUGGUUACAAACAUGA